AUGCCCCACGUCAACAUUAGCGUCAGAGAGAAUGGAGGCACCCAAACAAUUGCGAAAGUCCUGCUGGGCAUGAUGGAGCUACUUCUAGCUGUGAAGGGCGUUCUACUGGAAUCCAAACCAAAUGCUUCUGAGAGCUGCGACCCCAACGAUUUGGUUCGGAGAGCGAAGGAGCUGUUGCUUGCGGUAAGAAGUUCCCCGAAGAGGACCGAGGCCGCUGUCUCGAUGGAUAGCCGAGCUUCCGCGUAG
Penicillium argentinense is the source of this 246-nucleotide messenger RNA. RefSeq lists its product as uncharacterized. NCBI's taxonomy places the organism in Eukaryota, Fungi, Ascomycota, Eurotiomycetes, Eurotiales, Aspergillaceae. The record is from RefSeq and is a predicted model, not a curated record. Bases 1 to 246 code for a protein of 81 amino acids. The transcript has a single exon.